This is a messenger RNA of Kogia breviceps (pygmy sperm whale), 1992 nucleotides long. RefSeq names its product steroid receptor associated and regulated protein (gene SRARP). Lineage: Eukaryota; Metazoa; Chordata; Mammalia; Artiodactyla; Physeteridae. Gene Ontology annotation, biological process: positive regulation of intracellular estrogen receptor signaling pathway. The record is from RefSeq and is a predicted model, not a curated record. Gene Ontology annotation, molecular function: nuclear estrogen receptor binding. Gene Ontology annotation, cellular component: nucleus; cytoplasm.
ACAUAACCCCGUUGAUCAAAGCAAUCCCCCAGCUGCUCCAAGCCAGUUCCUGUGGCUCGUGGUGGAAUUCACUCAGCGGCUCCGGAGCUGGUAAAUAUAAAACGUCUGGUCCUCGGGUGGGAGCUGCAUCCUGGAAAAGGCUGCUGAAAACUGCUCCCUCUGCCAGUGCUAAGCCAGGCGCUAUGGAAUCGGGAACAGUCCCAACAGAAGACCCCAGAGACCUGAGAGCCUGCCCCGAAGUCAGGGGCCUGGAGACGGACCUGGAGACUAGCUCAGGUGGAAAGCCUGCCCGCCAUCAGAAGGCCAUCCCCAAAGCUCACCUAACUUUCAUUAUCGACUGUACUCGUGGGAAACAGAUCUCCCUGGCAGCACCCCCAGGGCCACCCCGCGUCCCUAGUCCCAACCUAGGACCUGUCAUCCCUCCAAUGAAGACUUACAUCUUGUUAUGUGGGGAAAACCUGUCCCCCCAUGUAAUUCAGGAGGCUCCCCUAGGUGGGGGAGGGCUUGCCCAGACCAGGGGCCCCCUGCCACCCCGCAGAGAGACUACGGCCCCAGAUUCCUCCCCAGCCAGCCCACUCUACCUCCAGGGGGCUCCUGAAGCCAAGGGGCCCCCUGUGAAGGCUGUGUCCUCGAGGUCUUCAGCUUGGGGAACGGUCAUAGUCUCGCUCAAAGCCCUCUCCUCCUGUGUCUGUGCGCAGGCUGAUUAACUGGGAGAGCCUGACCAAGGGAGGACAGGGCUGGCAACCCAAGCUCCCGAGUUCAGCGGAUGCAGCUCCCAGGGUUCACCCCCUCUUCCCCAGCCAAGCAGAAGUCUUUUGUGCCUGAGCCAGGGAAGAAGCAUUAGAUCCCUAAAGGACAUCUGAAACAGCCACGGGUAUCCUACUUCUCCAUCCUCUCCAUCUUUGUUCGCCUUUCAGCGGAAGCGGGAUAACGCGACGCCACAUAGAAAGAGACUAAUUCACUAACACAGCAAAUUCUGGAGGAGCAUCUCCCACGUGCCAGGCCCUGCAAAGUGCUAAAGAAGAUACUACAGCUUUCUUGGAGCUUGUACUCUUCGGGGUGGGGAAGAAAGGUUAAACAACCUAAUAAAGAGGAUUUUGAACAGUGUAAUGAGUGCUGUGCAGAAACUGAAACAGGGUGCUGGGAUGGAAAAUGAUGGGGCAAAGAGCUUUUUUGAUACAGUGAUUGGGAAAGGCCUCUCUGAGUGGGUAACAAAGUAUGAUCUAAAAGAUGAGAGGGAGCCAGCACUGCAAACCAUCCUCCCUAGGGUCACCUGGUUGGCACCUCAUCCCAGAGCAGGAGUCAGAACCUCCCAGCACAAUGGGCAGGGUUAGCACAUUGCCUGCUGUCAGCUCACGUGUAGGUCGCUAGGGAUGACCCGGAGGGCACAGGACUCAGGAUGGGAGAAUCAAGGGCCCAGGUGGGAUGGGAAGUAAGGGGAACUGGCUUCUCAAGAGGGGGCAGAAGUGCUCAGAAAGGGAACGGAGUAUCAUGUUUGAAUGAAUGAAAAUAAGAGAUAUUAUUUAUUGAGCUGCAUACCAGGCUUAUACUGCCCUCUAGGGAUACAGAAAAGGGGGCUGGGGGCUUUGUCCCUACCCCGCAGGGCAGUCCUGUCCUCAGCAGGAAGUGGGAGUUGCUGUGAGGGGAGGUGUAGGUCUAAGAGAUGCACAGAGCUGUGUGAGAUUCAUCUGAGGAAGAGUGUCUCAAGGCUCUUGGAUUAAAAUUGCUGAAUGUUCAUUUAUUCAGUGACGGUUUUACUAGGUUCCUACAAACACUAGUAGCUAACAUGUACUGACCAUUUGGUCUGUGCCAGGGAAGUGACAUUCUCCAAGUGUAAGUACCAGGAAGCACUGUUUUGUACCCAUUUCACAGAUUAGAGAAUCGAGGCACAGAGAGGUUGAGGAAUGCACUCAAGGUCCCAUAGACUUGUGCAGUUGGGAUUCAAACCCAAGCCAGCCUGGUGCUCAAUUUCUUGCCCUUAACCGUAGAGCA